CUGUUCUUGGGUGGAGUUGGCUUUUCUGUACUUCCAUUGGAUUUCACGACCUUCAUUGACUUCAUUCGUGGAUUGCACAUCCCAACAGUGAUUCUGGAUGCGUUCAGAUUCGUGAUCGCAUUCCCGAUUGCCUUUCACACAUUGAACGGAAUCCGUUUCAUUGGAUUCGACAUGGCGAAAGGAACAGAUAUUGUAUCGGUCUAUAAGGGCGCUUAUCUUGUACUUGGACUGGCUGCACUUAUAGCACUCGCAGUUGUAAUUUACCCGCAUUUGCAGCACCAUGAGGAGGCCAAACAGUAA
Molecule: messenger RNA, 300 nt
Organism: Anisakis simplex (herring worm)
Lineage: Eukaryota; Metazoa; Nematoda; Chromadorea; Rhabditida; Anisakidae
Source: the annotation of a GenBank genome assembly